AUGUGCAACCUCUCAAUCUACAAAUGCAAAAAUCCCCCCUGCCGAUGGAAAACCAACAUCCACACCACCCUCCUCACCUUCUGGUGCGGCAGCGAUCUUUCCCCCCACCCCCACACAUGGACCUCCUGCCACGACCCGAAACUCACCAUUUCCGCCCCCGAAGGACUGCACUGUCCGUACUUCACGCCCAGCACCACGACCACGGAUAAGGAAACCACAUUUUGCAACAAAUGCCGCGAGAAGUCGGUCCGCCAAGCCCACAAGAAGGUCGAGAAGCAACGUAGACUUGAUCGUAAGGAGGCGGCGAGGAUGGAAGAGAAGAUUGUGGAUACGAAACGUGGGAUUGUGGAGAUGGUUUGGAGGGAGGAGAGGGAGAGGAGGGGGAGGAGGAUCAAGGAGAGGGAGGAGAGGGAGAAGAUAAGGGCGGUUAGGGGGGUGAGGUGGAGGAGGGAGGAGGAGAGACGGGGGAGGGAUCUCGAGGAGAGGAGGAGGAGGGAGCAGGAACGGAGAGAUAGGGUGUUGGAUGAGAAGAGGUGGGAGUUUGAGGAGGAGGAGGUUAAGAGGAUUGAGGGGGGGAGGAGUUGGAGAGUGAGAUUUGGAUGGUUUGGGGAGGUGUGA
Messenger RNA from Hymenoscyphus albidus, 618 nucleotides. Lineage: Eukaryota; Fungi; Ascomycota; Leotiomycetes; Helotiales; Helotiaceae. The record is from the annotation of a GenBank genome assembly.